GACAUAUCCCUGCGUGAGUGUUUUUUAGUUCUAUACUACUUCCGAGUAUACUCUCAAACUUCUUCACACUCAAGCAGAAAAGCAAUAUCUAAACCGCGAUCAUAUCUCCGUUCUUCUUCCGCAACCCUCCAUUUGCCAUCUCCGAAGCCGAGCUUCCGAAACGCCGCCCCGCGCCUCAUCAUCUCCGGCCGAGAUAGAGUCAUAUCGCUUGUGAUCGGGUGCUCCCUCCGCGGAUACGACCCAUCAUCAGCCCAAAAUCGCGCAAUUGAGCUUGACCACAUAUCUAUCCACUACCUCGUGCGCAACAACAUCCCGGCACUCUACGGAGUACUUUCCGACACAGCAGAAGCCUCCUGCAGACAAUCUUCGCCUUGCCUCGCAGCAAUUGCCCCGCCUCCCAUCCCGCAUAGAGGGGCAAAGUCAAUUACCACCUAAAUCCAACCCAUAACACAUAUUCAUCAUGGCUGCACCGUCGGAUUCUAGUCUCAAAUUCGAUUCUAUCGAAGACACAAUCGCCGCGUUCAAGAAGGGUGAAUUCAUCAUCGUGCUUGAUUCCCAAGAUCGCGAGAAUGAAGGUGACUUGAUCAUUGCCGCCGAGUCUAUCACCGAUGCACAGAUGGCCUUUUUGGUUCGGUAUACGAGUGGUCUGAUCUGCGCUCCUAUCACCCCCGAAAUCGCCCAACGCCUGGGCCUCCCACAGAUGGUGCUCGAAAACGCAGACCCCAAGGGCACCGCAUACACCGUCUCCAUUGACUCGAGCGACCCCUCUGUGACCACGGGCAUCUCCGCACAGGAUCGCGCCCUCGCGUGUCGCACUCUUGCCUCCCCGACAGCCCGCGUCGACGACUUCCGACGACCUGGCCACAUCAUCCCCCUACAGGCUCGCAGCGGCGGUGUCCGUGAACGGCGAGGACACACGGAGGCGGCGGUUGAGUUCUGUCGGUUGACGGGCAAAGUCCCGGCUGGUGUGAUUGCGGAGCUAGUGGAGGAUGGCGAGCUGGUCGAAGGGGUGCCCGAGAUUCGAGGCAACAACGGUAUGAUGAGACGCGAUGGAUGUCUUCGGUUCGGCAAGAAGUGGGGGAUCAAGGUCUGCACCAUUGAAGACCUGGUCGAGUAUGUGGAGAAGACAGAGGGUGGUCUUUCCAACGGGGAUCAAUGAAAACGACACGAAGGCAUGCAAGAGGUAUAGUUGCGGAUCGGUUUUUCCCUUGCUUGGUUGGCUGUAUAACACUUCCCGAGUGAUGUAUCCCUGCGGGUUUGUGCAUCUGGAAAUGGUUCCUUGGGAUUGUUGUUCCUUGCAUUGUGCGCGGUAUGGGUGCUCGUUUGCGAAUGGAACAUCAAAGAGAGUAAACGGGAAAUAGAUUUUAUUUUUAUGGCUGAUGUUUAUACACUAUACUCAUGAGUCUUGGGUGGUGUAUUGUUAGACAAAAACAUCAUGACGGCUCCGCACUUGCAUCAGAUUUAUCAUUCAUAAAGGGGUUCAAAUUAUCUGGGUAUCGAUUUUCAGUUGUAUAAUAUACAACAAGGGCGAUGAGAAUCGCCGAAAAACAAACACGACCAAGAGCUGCUAUAGUUUGGUCGAAGGCAGCAAACAAA
This is a messenger RNA of Aspergillus saccharolyticus JOP 1030-1, 1596 nucleotides long. Its product is annotated as 3,4-dihydroxy-2-butanone-4-phosphate synthase RIB3. Gene Ontology annotation, biological process: riboflavin biosynthetic process; aerobic respiration. The record is from RefSeq and is a predicted model, not a curated record. The transcript has 3 exons. The coding region runs from base 461 to 1159 and encodes 232 amino acids. Gene Ontology annotation, molecular function: 3,4-dihydroxy-2-butanone-4-phosphate synthase activity. NCBI's taxonomy places the organism in Eukaryota, Fungi, Ascomycota, Eurotiomycetes, Eurotiales, Aspergillaceae. Gene Ontology annotation, cellular component: mitochondrial intermembrane space; cytosol.